Messenger RNA from Neltuma alba, 2509 nucleotides. RefSeq names its product pentatricopeptide repeat-containing protein At1g06143. The transcript has 2 exons. The record is from RefSeq and is a predicted model, not a curated record. NCBI's taxonomy places the organism in Eukaryota, Viridiplantae, Streptophyta, Magnoliopsida, Fabales, Fabaceae. Gene Ontology annotation, biological process: RNA modification. Gene Ontology annotation, molecular function: protein binding; RNA binding. Bases 422 to 2140 code for a protein of 572 amino acids.
GGGUCAUCUCUGUUCUCCGGCUUCCCCUGUUGGAGCCAUGUCCUGCUCUUCAUUCCCUCUCUUUCGGUUUUUCUCUCUCUAAACAAUAUGUAGACAGUGCUUGCGAAGCCCAAAGCAAGAACUCCCGUUCGCAAACAAAAUUGCAUUUCUCACUUGUUUCGCACUUGCAGUAACCAAGAGGUGAAGCCCUGUUCAACAGUAGGGAAUUAAAGACCUCUAAAAGAAUGCUAUUCUCCGAAAUCAAGCUAUAUCUUCUGAGCCCAAUCUUUCUUUUGUUAAAUGAACUAAGUUCGUUGCUCAUAUUUUCAGGAUUUGAUAUUCAGAAUGUGUCAGCUACUUUGGUGUCUGGGGGCAAUGAAGACAGUGCUUAAUGGCUAAGUAGACCUUGCUCACCCUAGAGCGUAAAUUGUUUACUGAGGUGAUGGUAUUGAAAUUUUCAAUUUUGAAGCAUGUUCUACAGCACCGCCACUCACACACUCUAUCAGAGGCAUAUCUCAACCAACUGAAGGCUUGCACUACGCUAAAAACACUAGAAUCGAUUUAUGCUUCCAUGAUCAAGACUAAUGCCAACCAAGAUUGCUUCUUGAUGAACCAAUUUAUGAGUUAUUGUUCAAUCUUUUCUUGCAUAGAUUUUGCAACUUCUGCUUUUCAUCUGAUGGAAAGUCCUAAUACUUUUGUUUACAAUGCAUUGAUUAGAGGCUCAGUUCAUUGCUGUUACUCAGAGCAGGCUUUGGUAUGUUAUACACAUAUGCUGCAACAUCAACUGAAACCUACCAGUUACACGUUUUCUUCCUUAGUUAAGGCUUCUACGUUAUUGUUGGAUUCAUGUUUCGGCCAAGCUAUUCAUAGCCACAUUUGGAAGCAUGGAUUUGAGUUGCACGUGUUUGUUCAGACUACUUUGGUUGAGUUUUAUUCAGCUUUGGGUGACAUCAAGGGCUCAAUAAAGAUCUUUGAUGAUAUGCUUGAAAAAGAUGUUUUUGCUUGGACAACAAUGAUUAAAGCUCAUGUCCGCCAUGAGGAUAUGCAUUCUGCACAGAGGUUGUUUGAUAAAAUGCCUGAAAGAAAUGUUGCAACAUGGAAUACCAUGAUUGAUGGAUAUACUAGAUCACGGAAUUUUAAGUCUGCAGAGUUAUUGUUUAAUCAAAUGCCCUCCAGGGAUAUAAUUUCAUGGACAACCAUGAUGAUUUGUUAUUCUCAGAACCAAAGAUUUCAUGAUGUAAUUUCACUAUUCCAUGGCAUGAUAUAUAGUGGUUUUACUCCUGAUGACGUGGCUAUGACCACUGUCAUUGCAGCCUGUGCCCAUCUAGGAGCACUUGACAUAGGAAAGGAGGUUCACCUUUACGUGAUGCAAAAUGGGUUUGAUCUUGAUGUUUACAUGGGGUCUGCUCUGAUUGAUAUGUAUGCAAAAUGUGGGAACUUAGAUAGGUCACUUUUGGUGUUCUACAAAUUGCAUAACAAAAACCUCUUUUGUUGGAAUUCUAUUAUUGAAGGGCUUGCUGUACAUGGCUAUGCUCAAGAAGCUUUAAGAAUGUUUGAUAAAAUGGAGAGGAAAGGAAUCAAAGCGAAUGCAAUAACAUUUAUCAGUAUCUUGAGUGCUUGCACCCAUGCAGGAUUUGUGGAAGAGGGCCGUCAGCGGUUUGUGAGCAUGAUCCAGGACUAUCGUAUCACUCCUCAAGCCGAGCACUAUGGAUGCAUGGUGGAUCUGAUGAGCAAGGCUGGCUUGCUUGAGGAUGCUUUAGAGCUUAUUAGAAGCAUGAGAUUUGAACCUAAUUCUGUUAUUUGGGGUGCCUUGUUGAAUGGGUGUAAACUUCACAAAAACCUGGGAGUCGCUCAUAUUGCAGUACAAAAUCUGACAAAACUGGAGCCAGAUAACAGUGGGUAUUACAGUCUCCUUAUUAACAUGUAUGCUGAAGCUACUCGGUGGAGUGAGGUUGCAAAAAUCCGAAGUGACAUGAAGGAGCUGGGUAUUGAAAAGAGAUGUCCUGGUUCUAGCUGGGUUGAGAUCAAAAAGAAAAUUCAUCAGUUUGCAGCAUUUGAUAAAUCUCACCCAUGUUUUGAUGGAGUUCACUUGCUGCUAACUGAACUGGAUGGCCAGACGAAGCUAGCUGGCUGUGCCCCUGGACUCGAUUCUAUUUUAUAAUGGCACAUGCUCUUUUACAGGAAAUAGUUUUUAAAGGCAUCUGUAGAACAUAGAAAGCAGGAAGAAUGUUGUUCAAACGUGGACGUGUAUGGAUCAUCUGAUAUUCUGAUGGCCCUUUUUGGUACUCUCUAGAUUGUCUGAAAUCCAGAAUUUUAACCCACAAAUGAAGUUUGGGCUGUUGAAUUUGCCGAUCCAAUCUUGGGCCUUGUUACAUGAAGUCUAAUCAGCAAAGCCCAUAUUUUUGUAUUAGGUCCAAUCUGUAUAGCAAAUAUUGGACCUGCUUGAUUCAUAGUGAUUCACAGUGGAACGGCGAGCUCAAUCUAACUUUUUCAUGGGUUAUAAUAUCUUUGACUUUAUGAUGAAUUAAUA